Messenger RNA from Choloepus didactylus (southern two-toed sloth), 4419 nucleotides. RefSeq names its product retrotransposon Gag like 9 (gene RTL9). The transcript has 3 exons. The record is from RefSeq and is a predicted model, not a curated record. Bases 165 to 4289 code for a protein of 1374 amino acids. NCBI's taxonomy places the organism in Eukaryota, Metazoa, Chordata, Mammalia, Pilosa, Megalonychidae.
CUCCUGGUCACUUCCCCACAUUCAACGAGGAGUUCGACAUCUGGCUCACUGUCUUCUUCUUCACCCCAAGUCCUGACAUCAUUCUGGAUUUCCUUGCCACUUGGGCUUCAGCAGGAUCCCUGAUAUUGUCAUUUUAGGGACUCUCUCCACACAAUCCUGUGGCCAUGGCAGAUAUGUCAAUGACCUUACACUCACAGCAAUACAACAAUAUGCUGAGGGAGGAAAAUGUUGACCCCUCAAACAGGGGGACAACUUUCUCUGGACCAAUGACAGAAACUAGGGAAGAUGUCCAAAUUCUGCAUUCUCAUGUCGAGUUGCCUAUAGCCUCAACUUCAGCCUCAGAUCCUGGAGGGAUGUCUGCACAGAUCAUGACAACCCCAGCUUUUGACACCAUGUCCUCACCUCUAUUGGGAGCACCAAACUCUGGAGCAAUGUCCCCACUGAUGAUGCCAGCCUCAGACUCUGGAGGAAUGUCCCCAUUGCUAAUGCCAGCUUCAGAUUCUGGGGUACUAUCCCCACUGCUAAUGACAGCCUCAGACUCUGGAACACUGUCCCCACUGCUAAUGCCAGCCUCAGAUUCUGGAACACUGUCUCCAUUGCUGUCCACUGCAGACUACGGAUUAAUGUCCCCAGGGCUGAUGACAAUUCCUGACUUUGGAACGAUGUCCACAGCACUAAUGGCAGCAUCAGAUUCUGGAGAGAUAUCACCAUUGGCAAUGCCAGCUUCAUCUUCUGGAGCAAUGUCUACACCUAUCAUGAGGACUCCAUCCUCUGAAUCAGUAUCUACACCAUUAAUGCUAGCCCAAGAUACUGGAGAUACAUCCCCACUGCCGAUGCCAGAUAUAAAUCCUGGGGUGAUGUCCACACAGCAAAUGUCAGCUCCAGGCUCUGAAGCAAUGUCCCCAUUGCAAAUUACAGAUGAAGACACUGAAGCAAUGUCCAAAGUGCUAAUGAUGGCCCUAGCCUCUGGAGAGAUAUCUUCACUGCUAAUGUCAGGCACAGACUCUGAAGCGAUAUCUUCGCUGAUAAUGUCAGCCCUAGGUUCUGGAGCAACACCAACCCAGCCAACAAGCACCCAAGACACUGGGAGAAUGUCAGGCUCAGACUCUGGAGCAAUGUCUUCACUUCUAAUGUCAGUUCCAGCCUCUGCAGCAAUGUCCACACUGCUACCAUCAGCCCCAGAUGCUGGAGAAUUGUCUGCAUUACUAAAGCCAGCCCCAGACUCUGAAGAAACGUCCCCACUGCUAAUGACAGCCCUUACUUCUGAAGUGAUGCCCACCCAGCAAAUGCCAGCUCCAUGCUCUGGAGUGUUGUCACAAAUGUUGACACAAAAUCUAGAAACUGAAAUCAUGUCUACUCCACCAAUGAGAGCAACAGCCACUGGAGUAAUGUCCACACCAGUAAUGAGACUCCCAGACUCUGGAGGUUCAUCUGCAUUGCUAAAGAAAGUCCCAGCUUCUGGAGCUCCGUCUACCCCGCUGAUGUCAGUAACGACCUCUGGAGCAAUGUCCAUGGAACAAGUGUCAGCCACAGCCUUGAGGGUAAUGUCCACACAGUUAACAAUGCCCCAAACUUCUGGAGCAAUAUCCACAGAGUUUAUGAAACACACAGCCAUUGGAGCAAUGUCCUCACAGCGAAAGAGACCCUCAGCUGCUGGAGUGAUGGCCACAACACUGAGAGCCCCAGCUUCUGGAGCAAGGUCAGUGCAGCUAAUUACAGACACAGCCUCUGAAACAGUGUCCAUGCCACAGCUGGCAGCCCCCACCUGUGGUUCAAUGCUGCAAAUGAGAGCCCCAGUCUCUGGAGCAAUGUCCAUGUCACAAAUGAGAGCCACAGCCUCAGGAGUGAUGUCUACACCACAAAUGAGAGCCAAGGCCUCUGGAGCAGUGUCCACCCCACUAAUGACAGCCAAAGCCUCUGGAUCGAUGUCCACACGGUCAAUGAGAGACACAACCUUGAGAGCAUUGUCCGUGCCACGAAUGAGAGCUACAGCCUCUGGGGCAUUGUCCAAGUCACUAAUGACAUCUAAAGCUUCUGGAGCAAUGUUCGCACAGCAAAUGAAAACCACAACUUCUGGUGAAUUACCUGCAAUGCUAAUGAGAGACACAAUUUCUGGAAGUAUGGCCACACCACAAACAACAGGCACAGCUUCUGGAGGGUUGUCCAUGCCACUAACAAGGGUCCCAGCCUCUAGAGCAAUAUCUACCUCACAAAUGACAGCCACAGCCACUGGAGCUAUGUCCAUGCCACUAAUGAGAACAGCAGCUCCUGAAGCAAUUCCCACAUCACUCAUGAGAGGCACAACCUCUGGGAAGAUGUCCAGUCAGUCAAUGGGCACCCAGUACUCUGGAGGGAUGUCUUCACUGCAGAUGAGAGCCCCAGCCUCUGAGGUGAUGUCCAAACCAAAAGUGAGAGCCCCAGCCUCUGGAUCAAUGUCCACACCACUAAUGAGAGCCUCCAACUCUGGAGAGAAGUCCACACCACUAAUGAGAGCCCCAGCUUCUGGAGAGAUAGCCACACCUCUGAGAGCCCCAGCUUAUGGAGCAAUGUCUACUCCACGAAUGACAGCCACAGCCUCUGGAAUGAUGUCCAUGCCACAAAUGAGAACUCCAGUUUCUGGAAUGAUGUCCACACCACUAGGGAUAUCCACAGCCUCUGAAGCUAUGUCUGUGCCUCAUAUGUCAGCCGCAGCCUCAGGAGGGCUGUCCAUGCCACUAAUGCAAACCACAGCCUCUGGAACAAAUUCCACACCACAGGUGACACCCACAGCUUCUGGAGGGAUGUGCACAGUGUCAAUGCGAGCCCCAGUCUCCAAAGUUGUGCCCUCACCACUAGUAAAAGGCCCAGCUUCUGGAGCCAUGUUCCCACCACCCACGAGACCCUCAGCCUCUGAAGCUAUGCCCGCGGAGCUAAUGAGUGCUCCAGUCCCUGGAGAGAUGUCCCCAGCACAAACGGCAGCCAUGGCCUCUGCAAGGAUGUCUAAGCCAUUAAUGAGAGCCACGGCCUCUGGAACAAUGCCCAUGCCAUUGGUAUCACCCAUGGCUUCUGGAGAGUUGUCUAUGCCGCUAAUGAAAACCAUGGCCUCUGGAGCAAUAUCCACACUGCAAAUGAGAGCCUCAAGCUCUGGAUCUAUGUCCAAGCCACAAAUGACAUACACAGCUUUUGGAGGGAUGCCCACACCACCAGAGAGAACCUCUGCCUCUGGAGCAAUUUCCACACCACUUAUGAGAGUUUCACCUUCUGGAACAAUGUCCAUGCCACUACUGACAGCCACAGCCUCUGGAGAGAUGUCUGUGCCGCGAAUGACAGCUACGGCUUCUGGGGGAAUGUCAACACCACGAAUGAAGGCCCCAGCUCUGGGAGCACUGUUCUCACCACAAAUGGCAGGCACAACCUCUGGAGUGACACCCACUCUGGAAAUCAAAGCCACAGACUCUGGAGAGACAUCCACUUCCAAUGCCACAGCUUCUGGAUCCAAGUCCAUACCUCACAUGAGAGCCACAACCCCCGAAACAGUGAACCCACCGCCAAAGGAAGUCCCAUCCUUUGGAAUGUUGACCCCAGCACUCUGUUACCUCCUAGAAGAGCAGGAAGCAGCCUGGGGUUCAUGCUCUGAGGAGGAGGACCUGGAGAUUGAUGAGGAGAAGCAGAUGAAGGAUUUUUUGGAUGAUUCAGAGAAAAUGGCAUUUCUGGUGUCUCUUCAUCUGGAGGCAGCAGAGAGGUGGUCCGUCUUGCAGAUGGAAGUAGAAAGCGCCCUCUCAGAUAAAAAUAUAUCUUUCCUGACCAGAUCGCAGGGCUUGUAUGACUCCCUGUCCGAGGUAGACAUCCUCAGCGCUGUUCUUUGCCAUCCCAAGCAGGGCCAGAAGUCAGUCAGGCAGUAUGCCACUGACUUCCUACUGCUGGCCCGACAUUUGUCUUGGUCUAAUGCCAUUCUACGGACCAGGUUUCUGGAAGGACUCUCAGAAGCUGUUACUACCAAAAUGGGCCAGAUCUUCCUGAAGGUGGCCAGCAGCCUGAAGGAGCUGAUAGACAGGUCUCUCUACACCGAGUGCCAGCUGGCUGAAGAGAAGGAUUCCCCAGGCAACUCAAGCCAGGUUCUGUUAUCAGCCUGUAAGCGAAAUAAUGAAGAGACAAUGGAGAAUGAACUGAAUGCUGAUCAGCAGACUGAGGAGGUACAGCAUGUUCCCAAACGUUGUUGCUACCUGAAAGAGCAUGGUGACCCUCAAGAAGCUCUUCAAGACCACCUUCGACAGAGCACUGGCUACUGGAAGGCCUCUACUGACAAGUAAUUCUCACUGGACUCUUCUGUGGUAUCUGACUCUGCUGCUAACUUGAGAACUGGUUCCUGGACUGAUUCCAUUCAAUUAUAUCAUAAACCUUGUUGCCUUCUCCCUUCAGCUUCCCCCUCCAGGAAGAUCC